Beta vulgaris subsp. vulgaris (sugar beet) is the source of this 2699-nucleotide messenger RNA. Its product is annotated as 30-kDa cleavage and polyadenylation specificity factor 30. The transcript is spliced from 7 exons. Gene Ontology annotation, molecular function: N6-methyladenosine-containing RNA reader activity; metal ion binding; mRNA binding. The record is from RefSeq and is a predicted model, not a curated record. Lineage: Eukaryota; Viridiplantae; Streptophyta; Magnoliopsida; Caryophyllales; Amaranthaceae. Gene Ontology annotation, cellular component: nucleoplasm. Gene Ontology annotation, biological process: mRNA splicing, via spliceosome; regulation of mRNA splicing, via spliceosome. Bases 197 to 2239 code for a protein of 680 amino acids.
UAUAAGGUUAUUUGCAACAUUAACCUUUUUUUUGUCAACCAUAAACAUUAAAGUACAAAGUUACUAGAGAAAAUUUCUGAACUCUAAUUACCAAACACACACCCCAUUCUAAAGUCUAAUAAAGUCUAAGUCUAAACUCUAAACCGAGCUUCAAGUUCAAACUCCGAAUGCUCAUCUAAAACCCUAAUUAGCAUCAAUGGAAGACACAGAAGGCGGUUUAAGUUUCGACUUCGAAGGCAACCUGGACGCAGCCCCGAAUAUUCCGACUGCAUCGAACCCGGUGAUCCAACCCGACCCAAAUGCUGCCCCGUCCAGCGGACCUGCCGCUCCAUCUCCGCCCGCUGACCCGGCAUCGGGCCAAGGCAACCGCCGCAGCUUCCGCCAAACCGUAUGCCGACAUUGGCUUCGUAGCCUCUGUAUGAAGGGGGAUUCAUGUGGCUUUCUUCACCAAUACGACAAGUCUCGAAUGCCCGUCUGCCGAUUCUUUAGACUAUAUGGCGAGUGUCGGGAGCAGGAUUGUGUUUAUAAGCACACUAAUGAGGAUAUCAAGGAGUGCAAUAUGUACAAAUUGGGAUUUUGUCCAAAUGGCCCAGACUGUCGUUACCGACAUGCGAAGCAGCCUGGCCCUCCGCCUCCUGUUGAUGAAGUCCUUCAGAAGAUUCAGCAACUGACUUCAUACAGCUAUGGUGCCUCAAAUAGAUUUUUUCAACAACGCAAUACAAAUUAUUCUCAGCAAGCAGACAGAUCCCAGUUUCCACAAGGUGCUAACAGCACAAAUCAAGGUGCAGUCCCCAAACCUACGGCGACGGAGUCUUCCAACAUGCAACAACAAUUACAACAGCUGCCUUUGGCUGGCCAGGACCAACUACAAAAUCUUCCCAGUAAUCCAUCUAAUCAAACAGGGAGGAUAGCUACUCCACUGCCUCAAGGGCUAACUAGGUAUUUUAUUGUGAAGAGCUGCAAUCGUGAAAACUUGGAGUUAUCAGUUCAACAAGGUGUAUGGGCUACUCAGAGAAGCAAUGAAGCCAAAUUGAAUGAAGCUUUUGAUUCUGUUGAGCAUGUUAUCUUGGUCUUUUCUGUCAACCGUACUCGUCAUUUUCAGGGUUGUGCAAAGAUGACGUCUAAAAUUGGUGAGACUGCUGGUGGGGGUAACUGGAAGCAUGCACAUGGGACAGCUCAUUAUGGCAGAAAUUUCUCUGUUAAAUGGUUAAAGUUAUGUGAGCUAACUUUCAAUAAAACUCGGCAUUUGAGGAACCCGUACAAUGAGAAUUUGCCAGUGAAGAUUAGUAGAGAUUGCCAGGAGCUCGAACCUUCUGUCGGGGAGCAGUUGGCUUCCUUACUUUAUCUUGAACCAGACAGUGAACUUAUGGCAACUCUCUCAGCAGCUGAAUCCAAACGUGAGGAGGAAAAAGCUAAAGGAGUCGACAUAGAAAAUGGAGCUGAGAAUCCUGACAUAGUUCCAUUUGACGACAAUGAAGAGGAGGAAGAAGAGGAAGAAAGUGAAGAAGAAGAUGAGAGUUUUGGCCAGGCACCUGGACUUGCUAUUCAAGGCAGAGGAAGGGGAAGAGGAAUGAUGUGGCCUCCAAACUUUCCAAUGGGUCGAGGUGUUCGUCCUAUGCAAGGGAUGAGAGCCUUUCCCCCUGGCAUGAUGGGGGUGGAUGGGUUCACAUAUGGACCUGGACCUGAUGGCUUUCCAAUGCCUGAUCCUUUUGGCAUGGCUCCUCGUCCUUUCAUGCCUUAUGGUCCAAGGUUCUCUGGUGAUUUCACGAGUCCUGCACCUGGUAUGAUGUUUCCUGGUAGACCUUCACAACCUGGAGGUGUUCUUCCUGGUGGUGGUUUUGGAAUGAUGAUGGGUCCUGGGCGUGCUCCUUUCAUGCCAGGAGGAAUGGGUAUGGGAGGGAGAGGUGGUCGACCAAUGGGUAUGCCUCCUAUUUUUCCUCCCCAACCUGGACCUCCUCAAGGUGGCAAUCGGGGUCCGAAGAGAGAUCUGAGAGGACCUGGUAAUGAUUGGGGUGAAACAUUUGGGUCAGGUCCAGAGCAAGGGAAGUUGCAGGAUAUGGGUGGUGGACGUGGUGGUGACCCUCAAUAUCAACAAGGUACUGAGAAAAUUGUCUCAUGUAACAAUGUAACGAAUGAUGAAAGUGAAAGUGAGGAUGAGGCUCCUAGGAGGUCAAGACAUGGUGAGGGAAAGAAGAAACGCCGAAGCUUGGAUGGUGAUGUUCAUGCUUUAGACCCAUGAGUGAUGUGCUAUGGUGUCGUCGUGAUUUUGCAUGGUCUAAAACAACACAUCGAUCUUAUGGAUAUAAACGUAGAACCCCAUGAUGCCAUUUGAAAUGCAACCUUACAGUAGUUACCUCAGCUCUACGUUUUCUCUACUGAAGUGACAAGGGAGAGCCAAGAAGUGGACGGAUAAAGUAAAAGAACAAUCUAGCUCUUAGACCGGUAAAGAACAGAAACUUUUGCUUCCAAAUAUUUGAACAUUAGAUGGUUUCAGGAAUUUAUGUACAUUGUAUAAAAAUAUGUACACGAAGAGGUACAAGGGGGAGUUGUGAAUAGAUAGGACAUUAGAUUGUUGGUUUCAUUUUACUGGUAUUGAGUAUUGACCUAGUUGAUGUGCCUUAGAUGCCGUAGUCAUAAACAUCAUUGUAUCAUUGGUAUUCAUGCUAUUUUUGAAAAAUGCUCGAGUACCUUCUGCUUUA